This is a messenger RNA of Chanos chanos (milkfish), 2628 nucleotides long. RefSeq names its product dishevelled-binding antagonist of beta-catenin 2 (gene dact2). The transcript is spliced from 4 exons. The record is from RefSeq and is a predicted model, not a curated record. Bases 1 to 2628 code for a protein of 875 amino acids. Lineage: Eukaryota; Metazoa; Chordata; Actinopteri; Gonorynchiformes; Chanidae. Gene Ontology annotation, biological process: negative regulation of nodal signaling pathway. Gene Ontology annotation, cellular component: cytoplasm.
AUGAUGAGCAGAAAAGUACCGGGGUCAGGACAGCUGAGUGCGACUGCGGGCAUCGACCGCGGCAGGGUUGGAGAGAGGCUGCAUGCGGCACUUGCAGGACUGCAAGAAUUGCAUUUUCUCAGGGAAAAACAGAGCAGCAUGGUGCACUGGGCACUGCGAAUGGACAGGGACGAGCCGGUGUGCUCCGACCGAGUAAGUGCGGCUGAACUCGGCAUGAGUACAGAGGAACAGCGGCUGGAGGCGACUCUGACAGCCCUCAAACAACAGCUGACACGUCUACGCAGACAAGACAUAGGGCUGAAGACUCACCUGCAGCAGCUGGAUCUACAGAUCAGUGAACUAAAACUGGAUGUCUGCAAGGCUUCUACUGAACAUCUGGAAAGUGAUAGCAGACCCAGCUCAGGAUUCUAUGAACUGAGUGAUGCAGGCUCUGGUUCGCUCUCUAACUCCUGUACAUCUGUAUACAGUGAGUGCCUCUCCUCCUCCUCCCAAACCAGUCUGUUCCUACCCCCUUACCCCUCCUGUCUCCCAGUGAACCACACCCGCAGCCCCCCCAGACAGGCUGACGUGUGUCGCCGUCGUUCAGCUGAUGAGAACACCGCUCAGUCGGACCAUCCCCGAGGUCUGGGCAUCCGACUGUGCAGCAGCAGGACGCAGGCUGGAACCUCCAACUCUGAAAGGGCUAGGCAGAGACCAGUCAGCACUGGUGAUCUUGACAGCGUGUUGCCUCCCAUAUUUGGGUGUUUCAAGUCCAAGGAUGUGAAGACUUCUACCCUUACCAGCAAUCUUAGAGAUCCGUCAGUGGACCCCAAAUACCAGAGCUCAUUGGUGUCUCGUGGCGGUACAGAGGUUUAUCACUACCCCAGCCCCCUCCAUGCAGUAGCUCUCCAAAGCCCCAUCUUCACCCUCAGUGGGGAAGCAAUGGAUCCAGUCACUGUUGAAACCCAACACCAACAAGAAUCCACAGCUGGUCACUGUACCCCCUGCCCUAAAUAUGAGCCUAACCAAACCAUGCCUGCAUGCUACAUAAACAAGCUUCUCCAACGCAGUGCCAGCAAGACCAGUCUUCAGAUGGAAAGUUCCAGAGACAGGGCCCAGCCUUCAACUUGCUUAUCCCGGAGCACUCACCCUCCCUUGGGCAGGGUCACGGGUAUGGACUUUGGGAAGAUGAAUGUAGCUCCAGGUCAAGGUCCUGUCCCCCCCAGGGCAGGAUUAGUGGUCACACAACCUGACACUGGAAGAAGACCACCCACAGUGGCUUGCUGCCCAGAACAAACAACCUUUAUCAGCACCAGUUUGCUGGAGGAUCCUUCACCAACAUACCAUACCUCAAACUCCACGGCAGGGAGAGAACACAACUCCGUAAGAGCGAUGGAGAACUUUGGGGGAGGUGUAGAGGUGAAGGAGAAAGAGAGGCAGAGUGUUCAGGCGACCCAGAGGGGUGGAGAAGAGUUUGAGGAAUUAGCAUCAUCUCCAAAGCCCCAGGAGAAAGGACCAAGUCAGGGGUACACUUCUGAGGAGGGCAGGGUAAAGAAGGGGUGUAACCCUCAACCACAGCAAAUAGAAUUUGUGCAUGCUCAGUUUGUUCCUGCAGGAUCUCAGCAGGUGAAGGUUCAACAGGCAGACCGUCGGACGAAGGCAGUGAAGCUAAAGAGACGAAGCUGUGAGAAACCUUCAGGGAAGACAAGUCACGUGAAGCAGUCAUUAAAACAGAAAGAGAGAGAGUUUACAAGUAAGUCCCGUGGGGAGAGAGACAUAAAGCUGUCCAGCUCAGGUAGAGUGAGAGCAAGAAUGACGAACGGUUUUGAGAACAAGAAAGGACAUUCUCAUUCAGAGUCAAGUCUAUAUUCACCCCUUCAUCCUUCCAAUACCUGCAUGCAACCACAGUCACAACGGAACCAGAGCUCCCGCUGCACCACCUCCCGCCGGGCCCAGUACCCCGACCCAGACUACAGUACAAAACUCAUGGAACAGGGACGGAAAAAGCACAGCUCCCGAAAAUGGGCCUCCACCUCUGAAAUCCUGCUACCUCCAACUGCUUCGACUCACUGCCUGAAACCAAAGGAGGCACCUGUCCUUCGUCGGCCAGGUAUGGCGCGAAAUGCUAAUGUGAGACCUCGCUCCAGCCAAUGGGGAGGCAGUAGCUUCCCCAUGCCACGCCCUCUCCUCCAGCCUUCCAUUUCCUCUUCCUUGUAUUUCUCCGAUCUGAAUGUCCGUUACCCUGCAGCUCCACUGUCUCGUUAUCCACCCCGUGCCGAGUCAGAAUUCUCGGAAUACUCGGCUGAGUGCGCGUCUCUCUUCCACUCCACUAUAGCUGAGAGCAGCGAGGGAGAGAUGAGCGAUUAUACUACCAACCGUUUUGGUGACAGUGAGUCAAGCCAGGAUUCCCAGACACUCUCUGACUCAGACAGCAGCCUCUCCCUGGGGGAGGAGGAAGAGUAUGUUGAAGACGAGGAAGGGGGGCUGGUUUGGGCUGAAGCUACUCUGGGACCCACCGCGGCCGGCCUGCCUUUGCAGACACACCCUCGUAUAGAGUCGUCCGCAUGCCGCAUAAAAGCCUCCCGUGCCCUGAAGAAAAAGAUCAGGAGGUUUCAGCCAGACACCCUAAAGGUCAUGACCUUGGUGUAA